Notechis scutatus (mainland tiger snake) is the source of this 3044-nucleotide messenger RNA. Lineage: Eukaryota; Metazoa; Chordata; Lepidosauria; Squamata; Elapidae. The record is from RefSeq and is a predicted model, not a curated record.
ACAGCCGGCGGGUGGACAAUGUGCUGAAGCUCUGGAUCAUUGAGGCCCGGGAUCUGCCCCCCAAGAAACGCUACUACUGCGAGCUGUGCCUGGACGACAUGCUCUACGCGCGCACCACCAGCAAGAUACGCACGGACAACGUCUUCUGGGGGGAGCACUUUGAGUUCAACAACCUGCCAGCCGUGCGCACCAUCCGGCUGCACCUCUACAAGGACACGGACAAGAAGCGUAAGAAGGACAAGAGCAACUACGUGGGCAUGGUCAGCAUCCCCAUCGCCAGCGUCACCGGGCGCCAUUUCGCAGAGCAGUGGUACCCGCUCAGCCAGCCCAGCUCCAGCAAGAGCAAGGCCGGCUGCCCGGCCAUCCGGGUCAAGAGCCGCUUCCAGGCCAUGAGCAUCCUGCCCAUGGAGCUCUACAAGGAAUUCGCCGAGUACGUCACCAACAACUACCGCAUGCUGUGCGCUGUCCUGGAGCCCGUCAUGAGCGUCAAGAGCAAGGAGGAGGUGGCUUGCGCCCUGGUGCACAUCCUCCAGAGCACUGGCAAGGCCAAGGACUUCCUGUCCGACAUGGCCAUGACGGAAGUGGACCGCUUCAUGGACCGCGAACACCUCAUUUUCCGGGAGAACACGCUGGCCACCAAAGCCAUAGAGGAGUAUCUCAAGCUGAUUGGACAAAAAUACCUCAAGGAUGCAAUUGGUGAGUUCAUCCGAGCUUUGUACGAGUCUGAGGAGAACUGCGAGGUGGACCCCAUGAAGUGCUCGGCCUCCACUUUGGCCGACCACCAGGCCAACCUCCGCAUGUGCUGCGAACUGGCCCUCUGCAAAGUGGUCAACUCCCACUGCGUGUUCCCCCGGGAGCUGAAGGAGGUCUUUGCAUCGUGGCGGCUGCGCUGUGCCGAGAGGGGCCGGGAAGACAUUGCCGACCGCCUCAUCAGCGCCUCCCUCUUCCUGCGUUUCCUGUGUCCGGCCGUCAUGUCCCCCAGCCUCUUCGGCCUGCUGCAGGAGUACCCGGACGAGCAGACGUCCCGCACCCUCACACUCAUCGCCAAGGUCAUCCAGAACCUGGCCAACUUCUCCAAGUUUGGCAGCAAGGAGGAGUACAUGGCGUUCAUGAACGAGUUCCUGGAGCUGGAGUGGGCCAGCAUGCAGCAGUUCCUGUACGAGAUCUCCAACCUGGACACCCUCACGAACAGCAGCAGCUUCGAGGGCUACAUUGAUCUCGGCCGGGAGCUCUCCACUCUGCACGCUCUGCUCUGGGAGGUCCUGCCCCAGCUCAGCAAGGAAGCCCUGAUGAAGCUGGGCCCGCUGCCCCGUCUGCUGAACGAAAUCAGCCUCGCUCUCAGGAACCCCCACAUCCAGCGGCAGCCCAGCCACCAGGGCGAGCGGCUGCAAGCCAAGCCAGUCAUCCUCCGCGGGCCCUCGGCCGACAUGCAGUCCUCGUACAUGAUGCGGGACCUCAACAGCUCAGUUGACAUGCAGCCCUACAUGAUGCGAGCCAUGAACAGCUCCAUCGACAUGACGCGCUUGCCCUCCCCGACCAAGGAGAAGGGCUCCAAAGAGCUGUUCUUUGUGCCGCGGCCGCCCCUGGCCCGCUCCUCCCCCGCCUACUGCACCAGCAGCUCGGACAUCACCGAGCCAGACCAAAAGGUGCUGAGCGUCAACAAGAGCGUCUCCAUGCUGGACCUGCAGGACAGCCGCAUGAACAGCGUCUCCAACCUGCACAGCGUAGGCGACUUGCUCAACAGCAGCCAGGCCUCCAUCACCGCCGGCCUGGGUCUGCGGCCCAGCCGGCUCUCCCAGGGCAGUGGCUCCAGCAUCGCGGCCGGCCUGCGGCUGAGCCAGAUGGGGGUCACCACCGACGGGGGCGGCCCCUCCUCCGCGCAGCAGCUCCGCAUCCCGCUCUCCUUCCAGAACCCCCUCUUCCACAUGGCCUCUGACGGGCCGGCCGGCGGCCCGCUGCACGCCUCCCACCCACACCGGCAGGCGGAGGGCAACCCUGCCGAUACCUUCGCCCCCUUCCAUGGCUACAGCAAGAGCGAGGACCUCUCGACCAGCAAGCACAUCAUCCACAGCCACAGCUACAGUGACGAGUUCACCCGCCAAGGCUCGGAGUUCACCAAGCGCCAGCUGUCCCUGCAGGAGAACCUCCAGAACAUGCUGUCCCCGCCCCAGAUCACCAUCGGCCCCCAGCCCCAGCGCUUGGCCCCCGCCCCUCAGCCACAGCCCCCCCUGCAGCGGGGCAAGUCCCAGCAGCUGACGGUUUCUGCGGCUCAGAAGCCUCGGCCCUCCAGCGGGAACCUGCUGCAGCCCGAGCCCAGCUACGCCCCCACCCACACCCGCCAGCAGUCGGUCACCAAGGAGGCGCCUUCUGCGCUCAAGCCAUCCAUCACCAAGCAGACCUCUCACACACCCUCGACGCUGAACCCCAUCCUGCCGGCCUCGGAGCGGACUGUGGCCUGGGUCUCCAACAUGCCCCACCUCUCGGCAGACAUCGAGAGCUCCCACAUUGAGCGGGAGGAGUUCAAGCUGAAGGAGUACUCCAAGUCCAUGGAUGAGAGUCGGCUGGACCGCGUGAAGGAGUACGAGGAGGAGAUCCACUCGCUGAAGGAGCGCCUGCACAUGUCCAACCGGAAGCUGGAGGAGUACGAGAGGCGCCUGAUGAGCCAGGAGGAGCAAACCAGCAAGAUCCUCCAGCAGUACCAGCAGCGCCUGGAGCACAGCGAGAAGCGCCUCCGCCAGCAGCAGGUGGAAAAGGACUCGCAGAUCAAGAGCAUCAUCGGCAGCUUGUCCCUGCAGGCUGAUGCUAGUGGAGGAGGAGCUGCGCAGGGAUCACUCGGCCGCCCUCGACACCUCCGAACCCCGGAAGCGGCUGCUCGACGCUCAGCUGUUUACCAGGUAACUCUGUGUGGCCCCGGUUUUGUCACUUGAGGGACCAGGGCACCCCGCCAUCCAUGUGGGGCAGACCAGGAGAGGCAGCUUUCCGCCGUGGGUGCAGCAAACCCGCGUCUGAGCGGCGCUAUGGGCCCGCCGCCCUGGAACGGGAUC